This is a messenger RNA of Alternaria incomplexa, 579 nucleotides long. RefSeq lists its product as uncharacterized. Bases 1 to 579 code for a protein of 192 amino acids. Lineage: Eukaryota; Fungi; Ascomycota; Dothideomycetes; Pleosporales; Pleosporaceae. The transcript is spliced from 2 exons. The record is from RefSeq and is a predicted model, not a curated record.
AUGCAACCGUUGCGGCACAAGAAGCGCAUGGACAGCAGCUCCAGCUCCUCGUGCGAGUCAAAAGAGGUCUUGAUCAAACCGAUACCAAUCGUGAAGCCCAAACCAAAGCCCACGCCUAUACCUCCACCCCCUCCCCCACCUCAGCCUCAGCCUCAGCCUCAGCCUCAGCCUCCAUCUUCACGCUACAGCACGAGGCUCUUCUGUAUCUACGCCAAAGACCUCCAACACAACCCCCGUCUCCACCUCGCCGACGCCUACCGACCCACCGGCGACCACAAGUGUCCUUUCUGCCGCACACAUGUCCCCAUCCAACCCGGAAAAGCGUGGGAGCUCGUCGUCGACGGCUACAAGAAGAAAGACGAACACGGGCAUUGCAAGACGGUACCGCGAACGUUUCGCAUCAAGAACCGCUUUAUUGUCAAGAGCCAUAGAGAAGGUGGGGGCUUUGCAUGUGUGCUUUGCGCGAGGUUCAGGAAGUCGGAUACCGUGUGUAGGGGUAUCGAGGCGUUGAUGGAUCAUCUUUGGAGGGAGCAUGCGAGUGAGGAGUUGGAGAGGGAUGCGGAUAUCGUGGAGGUGUAG